Molecule: messenger RNA, 1550 nt
Organism: Lycium ferocissimum
Lineage: Eukaryota; Viridiplantae; Streptophyta; Magnoliopsida; Solanales; Solanaceae
Product: protein MICROTUBULE BINDING PROTEIN 2C-like
Exons: 3
Coding region: 492-1325 (277 amino acids)
Biological process (GO): plasmodesmata-mediated intercellular transport
Molecular function (GO): microtubule binding
Source: RefSeq, a predicted model, not a curated record
UGUUCAAUCCCUCAUUGAUCGGAAGGCGAAAACUUCAUUCAAUAGAAGAGGAUCGAUGACCUACACCAAAAUGCCUUCAAGAGAGUCACUUUACAAGAAGGAUUACAGGCUAAUAUGGAGAAGAGCAGCCUGUACAUAGCUGGGUUGACUGAUCAGUUCAAGUCCCAAAUAUUGGAGGAGUUGCAUCUAACAGCUGGUGAAUUGCCCUUCAAAUACUUGGGGGUACCAUUGUCUACAAGGAAGCUAACAGUAAGUCAAUGUUUGCCAUUGGUGGAAAAGAUGAUUGCAAGAGUAAAGUGUUGGUCAACAAAAUUCCUAUCAUAUAGUGGCAGACUCCAUCUUGUCAAGAGUGUUUUAUUUGAAAUGCAGACUUAUUGGGCACAGGUCUUCUUGCUUCCAAAGAAAAUCAUUGCCAUGGCACUACUGUCUGCAGAACCUUCCUGUGGACAAGAAGCAAUGAAUUUUCUAAGAAGUCACUUGUGGCUUGGGAGAUGAUCUGCAGACCAAGAUCAGCUGGAGGAUUACAAGUGCUUGAUCUGAUUACAUGGAAUAAGGCUGCUAUAGGAAAGUUGUUAUGGGCAUUGGCUAUGAAGAAAGAAAAACUAUGGGUCCUGUGGGUUCACACUUUCUACAUAAAAGGGCAAGAUCUAUCUACUAUGCCAGUACCAAAACAGCCUUGCUGGAUAGUGAGGAAGUUCUUUGAGGCAAGGAAAUGGAUGCAAAAUCAGGUAGAUUUGGUGCAGAGCUUACAACCUAUGAUGAAGGAUGGCACUUACAGUAUCAAAACUGCAUAUGGUAUGCUACAGCCACAGUUCUCUAGAGCUGCAUGGAGAAACCUGGUUUUGGUAAAAGGGGCAUUACCUAGGCACCAGUUUAUACUGUGGAUUGCAUUACACCAAAGACUAGCAACUGUGGACAGAUUGACAAAAUGGGUUAUACAAGUCCAAAAAGACUGUGUACUUUGCAACUCCAGCCUUGAAGAGACUUUUGGGCACCUGUUCUUUGAAUGUCAUUACUCAAGGUAUGUGUGGUGUUCUUUGCUGAGAUGGAUGAAUAUACAGAGGCAACCAGGGGAUUGGAAUACUGAGACAGGAUGGAUGCAGAACCAACUUAGGAACAGCAGACCAAGAGCUGGAAUUCUGGGAUUUAUGUUUGCAGCUGCUGUGUAUAAUGUGUGGAUUGAAAUGAACAACAGGAGGUUCAAGCAGAAGGCUAUAUCAACGACCAAAAUGCUGAGGGAAAUUGCACUGCAAGUUCAUAUUGCUGGCCAGCAGAAGCAGAAAUGGCUGAGUCAUCUGAGCAGAUUACAAGGAGUACCUACUUAGCUUUCAGUUUUACCUAGUGUAGGAAAUCCUUUGUAAUCUGUUUGUUGCUUUAAUGAUUCUCUGUAAGAUUUGAAAGUCCAUGUCCUAGAAUAGAGUAGGAAACCAUGUACAAAAAGGCAUACUGUGAGCUAAUCUCCAUAGUCAAAAUGAGUUAGCUGGUUUUGCAAAAAUUAUACUUGGUUGAAUGGAAGUUUCUCAGUUUGACCAAAAAAUUUUUUGAGGUUG